Molecule: messenger RNA, 1218 nt
Organism: Syngnathus acus (greater pipefish)
Lineage: Eukaryota; Metazoa; Chordata; Actinopteri; Syngnathiformes; Syngnathidae
Product: prosaposin-like
Exons: 10
Coding region: 276-1073 (265 amino acids)
Biological process (GO): sphingolipid metabolic process
Cellular component (GO): lysosome
Source: RefSeq, a predicted model, not a curated record
UAAAAUAUGCAUCACUUUUGGAUCCACUGCAGUACAAUAAUAAUAAAUGUAACAGCAAUUGCAUGUAUGCGCUGACUCACUCACACCUGCGAUGAAUUGAAAAGAGAGCAUUCCCGACUCUGCAAAUACAAAUGUUAUCAAAAAAGUUUUUGUUCUUUCUCAAGGGCUGUGGGCGUCAGGUAGUUUCUGUCAAAUAAAAGCUGCAUUUUGAGGGUCCUUACACAUAAUUGAGUCAGGACGCUACUGACGCACUUAAUCGUCAAAUUUAAGAAAGGAUGAAUUCCAUUACUUUUGCAUUGCUUCUCGUCACUGGUCUCCAAGGAUGUGCUCUGAGUUUGAAUAGCGAUGGCUUGAAUAACGAACCAGAUGCACUGAUGACGGAUGCAAUUCCCUGUGAGGACUGCACAAAAAUAAUGAACCUCCUCAUCGACCUGCUCUCCAACACAGACCUCCAGAAAAAGAUCACGCACGGUAUCGGCAAACUGUGUGACCACCUGCCUGGGAAAGCCAGCAUGGCUGUAUUCUGCAAGGAGGAGGUGGACAAGAUCUUGCCAGUGGCCAUCAGCUUGAUCACUGUUGUAGCAAAGCCUGGGGACAUCUGCAAACUCAUGGGACUCUGCGGCUCCAACGAGCAGCGGAAAAUGUUCGACUAUAUGGUCGACAAGUACCUCCAAUUUGCUGCGAUGCCAGUAAAUGAGAAGCCCACAUCACCGUGCUCAUUCUGCAUCUUUUUCAUCAAGACACUUGAUGACUUGCUGCCCAAAGAGAGGACCGAGGAGGCCGUGGUGAAGGUGAUGGAGAACGUCUGUCACAUUUUGCCCAUCUCCUAUCAUGAUCAGUGCGAGGUGGUCAUCGGCAAGUUCAGCAAGACGUUGCUGGACGCCCUCCUUGGUUACGCCACGCCGAAGGCCAUCUGCACACUCAUCCGCCUGUGCGAAAGUCAGGAGGGUCCUCCCGUCGACCCCUGUACUUUGGAAACCUACAGGUGCAGGGACCUGCAAACCUCUCUGAAAUGUGGGACUCUGUUCUACUGCCAAACAUUUGUCUGGAAAGCCCUCAACAAGGUUCUUUGAAGAGUUGUCAGGUUUUGAUUUGAUACCUCAAGACAGGGAAGAGAGACUGGGAGCUUGAUAAGUUGAUGUAUGAGAGAUUUUGUAUUACCCUCUUUCACCCAAAUCUGUCAUUGCAUCCUUCAAUAAAAAAUCAAUUUAUCUUUUA